AAAACUGUAUGUUCUGGCGCUACAAGGUUAUAGCAGACUUGUCAAGACCAAUGUUAGAUAAAAUAGGAGAAGAAAUAGCAUAAUAAGUAAAGUUUCCAAUGGCUACUAUACAGGUUAGAAGCAAUAAAGUUUUCAGUUAAUUUAUAAGGACUUGAGACUUGAACUCACAUAUAAAAUAUUAGAAUACAGCCUGUAGGUUUGUUUAUUUGAACUUUAAUUCAUAGUAUAAGUUGCAUAAGGUUAUAUGCCAAUCAAUAGGCCUGCACCGUUUGCAAGGUUGUCUGUGAUUGGCUAGUGUGUUAGUUCCGGUGGUCAUAGUGGUCGACCAAUGAAAACCAGCUUCUUUUUAUUAUUCACCUUCACAGGAAAAAAUAACAGAUUCCCAUUUUUGGAUAUUUUAGGGUAUUUAAAGAAUACCCACAAAAAUCCCAAAUUUGGAAGAGUGAGACAUGUCCCAACCGGGCGUCUGGAAAGGCCGGAAACCGGAAUCCGGAAUAGGAACGGGAAUGGGAACAGGAACCGGAACCGGAACCGGAAACGGGAAGGGAACAGGAGGGCGUCUGGAAAAGCGGGAAACCGGAAUCCGGAACAGUAAUGUGAGGGGAACCGAUACAAGAACAGGGACAUCAUUUACUUUAAAUUAUUUUAAUUCUAAUUCAAUCUGUACAAAAAAUAAGAAGACUAGUCUGGUAUCAUGCUCCCCCCCCCCGAAUCUCUUUAUAUUACGGCAACGAGAAGGUAGAAAAAGUCGCAAGUUAAAUAAGUAAAGCAGCAGCUUUGCGAGUGCAUCGCGCUCCUGUCAAUUUCUUCACCGCCUAUGCACAACUACGACGUAAAUGAUUAAAUCUUAAGUUCUCUUGAGAAUGUGAACGGCAGGCGAUAAAUUUUAUUGAGUCUUUCUGAGCUCGGACGCGGUCUCAUUUCCCAACCUUUAUAAGACUGGACAAUUUGGAAUUUAUAAGAAAUAGUUUGAAUUAAGACCCGAAAUCAAUUUCUCAGUGGCGUUUUCGCUGGCGUUGCCGUUGUCAGAUCUUAAGGUUCCUUUUGUCUCUCAUAGGAAGGAGGUUGUAACAUGUUAAUAUUAUUUGUCAGACCAUGUGUAAACGAGACACCCAUCGGAGACGUUUAUUGGGCUGCCAUACAUCUCAGGUUUGCUGCAUAGAUAUGUUGUACUGUGCUUAAUUGGGAAGUUAACCAGAGAUAGAUAGUCCACAGCUUAAAAAGGGUAUUAACACGUACUUCCUCACCCUCCCCCCCCCCCCAUCCCCAUCCCAGUCAGCACUUCAUCUAGAUCUACCUCAACCGAGUGCAAUAGGGACCUUAAUAAGCAACCAGAACAUUGACGUCCAGGACAUUAAGAAUGGAAACUGAAAGUGGAUGUUUUCUGUCUUUAAUUCGGUGCUUUGACUCAACAAAUUCGCACAGUGGAAGGUAAGAGGAAGAAUUCAGAUUCGUUGUGUGAGACAGAAGCGUUCCAUCAAGCGACGGUCAGCGUUCUCGUUGCUAAGUUCGCUAUUAUGUUUGACACGAAAACACAAUGUGUCACAGGCUAAAGAUAAAGAAAGGUUAAUUAGAUUAACAUUUCAAGGGUGUUUUCUUAUUUCUUUAAUUAUUUCUCUGGCGUUUUAUUUAUAUCACGAUUAUAUCUUUUUCUUUUCAUAUUUCUAUACAAUGUUUGUAUUCCCCAUCCUAUUCCGGUUGCUAUUCCAUUUUUUUUCCUUUAUUUUUCGUAUAUAAUCUGAAUAGGAAUUAAAUCCAGAUUAACUUAAAUUAAGGUAAAUGUUGUCCCUGCUUUUAUAUAGGUUUCUCUUGCCAUUCUGGUUCCUAAUCCGGUUCCGGUUCCUGUUCCUGUUCCUACUCCCGUUCCUAUUCCGGAUUCCGGUUUCCCGCUUUUCCAGACGCCCGUCCCAACCAGGGAACUUGGUUGGGAAUUCCCUGGCUGGGACUUGUCUCACUUUGCCAAAUCUGGGAUUUUUAGGGGUAUUCUUUUAAUACCCUAAAAUAUCCAAAAAUGGGAAUCUGUUAUUUUUUCCUGUGCUUGUCCCUGGUAAACCAUUUCAUGCUGAUUUUCAUCAUCGAGGAUUGUGGGGAUUUAGUUUUGUCUGGUGUGCGAUUUUGGUUAGAUAUUUCGGUCUAUUGGCGGUGUUUAAUUUGGUUGGUGGAUUUGCGAUUCUCAUUCAGUGUUGCCGUCGUUCGUGUUGUUGUAGUAGCUAUUUCGAUCGUGAACGUUGUUGGGGUUAAUUCGCUGUUUUUGUCGAAUUGGGGACUUGUUAUUUCGGUGGAUUUUUGCCUCUGCAAUGAGCAGCAGAGGCCGUGGCAAGUGUCCUAAGUGCAAACAAGAGUACUUCAAUCGCUCAAAACCCCCAGAUUGCACAAGCUGCAGCUUUCAUUUAAGAGGCACUUUCGUCCAAAAGAAGAAACCAAAGCAAAGCAAUACUGCGGUUGUGGAAAUUAGUCAAUCCCUUUACUUUUGCCGCAGUUCUGACCAAGCUGACCGUUGCUUUGUUACCUGUGGUGGGGACUCACGGCUGUAGACUACGAGUAGUCCCCCAUUUUUCCUCAGGGAUAGUAGGGCGAGCGAAACACGAGCGCGCGUGAAAAUCACCCCACGCGACUUUUCUCGCGUGGGGUGAUUUUCACACGCGCUCGCGUUUCGCUCGCCCUACUAUCCCUGAGGAAAAAUGGGGGACUACUCGUAGUCUAGUGUAGCUUAGAGAAAUGCAAAGUUGCACGAUCUGUUCAUGUCAACAGUGGUCUUGUGGAUUCUUUUGAAUGCCAGCACAUUAAGGAGGCGAAGAAUAGCUCUGACUGUUGUCCCAUUGUUACACUUUACCCGGACUUGGUCAACUAUCCGUGUAGCGAUGGUGUUCGCCAGGAACUUUCGCGGUUUUUGGUUCUCCUUCAGCCAGUAACCCGCUCGGCUUUUGUCAUGUGCAGAAAGAAGCUCGUACAAAAAACGGGUAUACCUGCACAGGUAAAGAUUGCCGCAGUUACGUGUCCAAGGCUAAAGGUAUUGCUGUGAAGGCGUGUUGCCUUCAUCUUCACCUUCCCUUUGCCUCACUGCGACAAUUUCCCUCCUUGGAUAGUUGUACGUCUUCAGAGUCCAUUUCUGUUCUAGUAAUCGCAGGACCUUCUCAAACUCCGUGGCAUACAUCCUCGUCCAGUAUAGCUGCAGCUGAACCUUCUUGCUCUUCAAGUAGACCCACUGCUUCUGCUUCUUCCUCCUCUAGUACUGCGACCAUACACACUCCUACCAUGUUUGCUUCUUCUUGUUCUGCAACUAUGCACACUAAUCCUGUUUCCAGUUCCAUUCAGAGGCAGUCCACAGUUACUUUGGCUGAGAAGUGUAGAAAACUUCCCUACCAAAUUUAUCAAUGUUCUUAGUUUGCAAGGGAAUCUCAUUGGCAUUUGUAUUUUGUGCUUAAUUGUUCUUUGCAGUUCCUGAUUACAAGCAGCUAUAAUUCUGACAUGUCCAAUCUGGACAGUUGUGAUGCUGCAUCAGCCAGACUAGGGAAUAAUUAUGGGCUGUUAAGAAACAAUCAGUUUUAUUCUAACUUUUUUUUUCAUAUAAAUUAGGAUUCCCUUUUAUUUUUUGCUUUUGAUUCCAGAGAGCACAUGUUCUUGAAAAUAAUAUUCCUUCCUUCCGUUUCUCUCUUCCUGCAGGUCUCUUCAAUGUGUGUGACAAAGUUAUAUCUCUUGACAUCCUUCUUGAAUUCAGGGAAUAUUUCAAAAAAGGGCAUCCCAUUGGAAAUGUGAUCAGUUCUAAGUUGUCAGUGCUGAGAAUGAAUUGAAGAGAGGUUUGUGUAAUUUAGCAAAUAUUUUUUUUCACACAGUAAAUGUACCUCAAUAUAAUAAAUUAACAAUAAACCUUAAGCUCUAUAUAAAAUGAUAUUAUAACAAAGUGCAGGGUACAACGAUUGAUAUUCCAGCCCAGCUGCACCUCACCCCAACACUGCAUAACCUUGGUACAAAAAUUGACAUACUUUAUAACUCUAUUUUGUGUUGCUAAGCUUAAGCCAACAUUGCACCUACCGGUAUAUCAUUUAUUAUUAUAUGGAAAAGCAAUGGAAUCGUCAAAAGUCAUAAUACAUGUUUCCUACGGCUAUAAGUCAUUUUCUCUCAGAGCAGUGUAUUUUCAUUCUUUUUUUACAAUAUCAAUGAUGAAUGUUUUGUAUCCAAGCUAUGUGUAAUUUCCAAUAAUUUUUUCUUUCCUUUUUGUAUAUUCUCCAGGAGUUCUAUCCCACUGACAACCAGCUUGGUCACAUUAUGGAUCUCUUAUACAAUGGUAUCUUCUGCUUUGAGAUCAUCUCUGAACGCAGUCUUGAUGAUGUCGUGUGUGGUAUAUGCGAGAUCUGCCCUGAAAUCUGCCUGGAAGAUGGCAAUGAAAAGAAUUGUUGUUCCAAUGCCCAGGUAUACACCUACAUUUUGUUGAUGUCAUUUUCGAACUACAAAAUUUUCCUACUACCGGCUCAUCCACAGUAAAACAAGCCAAACACAGGCUCAAAUUUCACAUAACUGUUGUUUCUACAUUUCUCUUUCCUUAAUAUUAAUCAUGAUUCAUUUUCCUUUUUUGUUAUUGUUUCUGAUUUUAAAGUAUACAUUGCACAAUGUAACUCCUUACUGUUUAAGCUUGUUAAGUUUUCAUGUCAAGGUUCAUCUAGUUCACACAUACAUUGCUGCUGUAAGUAACCACAUGUACAUUACAAGCAAAUUCAGCAGUAACGGGAGUCACCAUCACAUGUUUAAUGAUGCUUUGGAAGAUCAAUUUACUUGGGUCAAGCACCACAAUGUGUACACUUAUUUUGUCUCGCAUCAGGUCAAAUAGUAUUACUUUGUUUACUUCAGGUGGGUUUCACCAAAAAAAAAAUGAACCCAAGAAGCCUAUGAUCAAUCUGGAUGAUUUUCUAAAGAAGCUGAGACUGCAUUGGCUUGAAUGAGUUGUAUAUAAAAGUGUGGAAAACAAGUUUUGUGUCUCUGUGGAAGAAAUUCCUCCACUGCUUCCUUCCAGUAUGCCAGGAAAUGCUGUCUAUAACACAGAAGCCGACAAAAGCAGUGUCUACUUAGAAUCUAAUUCUAAGCCAUCAGGUUCGUACAUGUAUACCUUGAAUUUUUCAUUUAUGAGUGACUGAUCUAUAUUAUGGAAUAUUUUCUCCUUCAGAGCAAUGCUCCAACAUCAACCCACUGGUACCCCACUCCUGAUACUCACAAAUCCACUCAGUCGCCCAAAUUAUCUUUGUCAGUAUUAGAAGCACAUGCAUAAAUGGCACCUAGAAACUCUACUUGGGAUGUGAAGUAAAUAAAUUUCUGAAUUUUCAGUAAGUUUAGGCUAAAUUCAGAACUAAAGCAGAGAAGAGAUAAAAGGCUGUUUUUAUUCAACAUAUUUGGUUACCCAUUUGCCAGUUUUUCUUUUCCUUUCUUCUAUCACUUUCAUCUCACUCUAUGAUUCUGUAUGUUACAAGAAAUUGUGCACUGUGUAGUCUGCAGUUCCAUUUUUAAGAUUAUAUAAAUUUUUUCUUUUAGGUGACCCUGCUCUUCUUCAUAAAAUUAUUAUUGAUGGUCACAUUGCCAUGGAAAAUCUGGCCAAUCUUUCAUUAGAAGAGAUUGUGAAUGCAUGCACAUCUUGUGCCAUCCAAACUUCUGGAAAGUCAAAGGUAAGGUGGACCUAAUUCCAAUAAUUUCAUGGUUUCUUAGAACUCCUGUGUAUUCAUGUAUGCUAAUGACUGUACGCGAAUUUGCUAAAACUAACCGUACCUGUCCCACUUAAUGGAUUUUUUCCUAACUCGACCCCAUCCCACAUUUUAUUUUUGUUAAUUAUUGUACUGAUUAAUUGAUUGUUCUGGUUGUUUUCUUUUGUCUAUUGUUACAGCAAUUUUUAUGUGAAAAGCUGCAGGCACUGUAUGCCUCCAUCUUAGUGGGUAAUUGUCCUUGCCACCCUUUUGGUAAGCUUGAUGCUUGCCACACUGGAGGUUUUUACCAUUUGGUGUGUUGUCAUGGUGUACGUGCUCAUUUAUUUCAAUGUACAAUUUUGGUUUUCUGCCAAAACUUUAAGGGCCUUUUGACAUGGAGGUGCAAGGGGGAAUGCAGGUAGGUGAAGUAACCUGCUUAGGUGGCAUUAAAAAACAACCCUCCUUUACAUGCCAUCUUACAACCCUGCCAUCCCAGGUGCACUUUCUCACAAUUAUUGAAUGGUCACUUAGCACGUAAAGAAAAAGAAAUGCUGGCAAACCACGCGUUUUGGCAAUUAAUGGUCUCCUACACUCACUUACUGCUCUUGCUCAAAACUCCAGUGAUGUGGCUUUCUAUUGUUGCCUUUAAUAAUGCUGCAAAGCCAAAGUGAAUUUUGUGCGAAUUUGAUGUAUCACGAACCCAAGCCCGGCUAGACGGGUUACCCCACCUUGAAACGUUACAUGGCAAAAUUUGAAUCCUGCUGACAGGGUUACCCGGCCUGGUAGACCGGUCUCCGUGCCUUGACAGGUCACCCCACCUAUCAUGUCAACAUGAUCAAAUUAAAUUGAGAGAUUAUAUGGACAGGCAGGUUACCCUACCUAAUCGGGUUACCUCACAUACCUGGGGUCCCCCACCUCCAUGUAAACAUGCAACAUCCAAGUCUUUUGGCAUGGGUCCAACAUGAUUUGCUAAAAAUAUUUAAUAUUUAAAUUAUGAAAAUAUCUCUUAAUUAAGGCCAAUUUGGAUGGUACGAUUACAACUGUUGCAUGUAACUAGUAUACUUCAUAGCUUCCCGACAAAUUGUGUUGUGUAAAUUAGGACAACAGACAUUCACGACUCAAAAAAUGUCGUAGCAAUUUCAAACAUUUUAAAAUCAAAGGACAAUCUUAGUCAUGCAAGAACCAAGAAAAAUGACAAGUUAUGACGUUUUACUGACGCAAGCGUUUUUGCUCUUCACGUUUCGAUCCAUUCAUUCUCUUUAACGUCUCUUUCCCUUUGUCUUUUUCUCACCCACAACCCUGACCAACACGAUUCUCAUGUCAGCCAUUUUAGCUGUUUUCACAGCAUUGCUUGCGAUAUUUCAUAAUGUUGUAAGUGAAAAUCGCAUGCACAUGUGGAUAGUUUAAAGUCGUGUAGUUGACAUAAUUGCAUGCAAUAGUCGUAACCAAAAAUCUUACCACCUAAAUCGGCCUUUAAACACUUGUAGUCUCUGAUUGUUCACGUGAACAUUUCAAUCAAAAUUAUUUUAAUCUUUUUUUUGCUUUUGUUUUUUUUCAGAGCACUGUGGCAUCCAAAUUUCUUACACUCACAGAAUCAGUCAGGGAUGCUGCAGAUCUUUAUCUCUCCUUGAAGCACCCUCUGAUUGUUUUUAUAAGUGACACUCCAUGUGGGUUUGUUCGUCAUGUUGAGUGUCGUGAACCUUCCACUGCUCAGAAGCUUUGGGGCUCAAUAGCAGGAUGUUUUGAACGACCAUCCUUGGAAAAGGAUCCCGAUGGGGUACGCAAUUUUUUUUAUCCAGGGUAAUUUUUUGUGGUGGGGUUUUUGGGUUUGGAGGUGGAGACAGCAAGGCAAUACUAUAUUAGUAGGUCAUGGUUUCCUUUAGAAUUUUGUCAUUCCAAGUAAUUAAUGCCCAAAGGGCUUUGCUUGUUGUUUACAAGCAAAGCUAUUUGUUCAAGGCAAUAACAUGGACCCUUUGUAUGUCCUAUAUAUUUUGUCCUUUAUUAUUAUUAUUAUUAUUAUUAUUAUUAUUUCUGUACUUUAUUGUGUGUCAUCUGCUACCUAGAGUGUACUUUGACCCCUCCACAUAAAUGAUCCCUUUCCAUUUGACAACACUAUCAUGCCCCAGAUCAGGGACAAGGUAUAAGAGUUAGUAGUCUGCGAGUAAUUUUUCAAAAUAAAAUGGACUCGAGUUGACCCAUUUUGUUUUUUUACCACAUCAGGACCUGAAUUUUCCGUGCAUUGUCCCUGUCGAGUACAGUGAUGGCAGUAACAUGCGUAAAGUCAUUUCAAAUGCUGAUAUGGCCCAUCCUAUUGUGGAUACAAGCAUGCAUUUUGUGCUUGGUGAUCGUUUCCACACAGCAACCAAUCCACACAAGUCUCACCGCUGCAAAUACCACAAUUUGGAAUUGUGUCUUCAAGCCAACACUUUAAAGACAAGUAUUCAGGAAUCCCAAAACAACAUGAAGAGCUAAAGGAGAUUGAGAAGCUCCACAG
Messenger RNA from Porites lobata, 8160 nucleotides. The record is from the annotation of a GenBank genome assembly. Lineage: Eukaryota; Metazoa; Cnidaria; Anthozoa; Scleractinia; Poritidae.